AUUAGGCAUAUCGUCAGAGGUAAAGGCUUUAAAAUUUCACAUAAUUUUAAUUAAGAAAUUGAAAAAUAAUAGCUAAUUAUCAUCAUUCAAAGUGGAAAGACCAUUUAAAUAGCUGUAUAAUACGCAGACAUUUCGCCAUCUUCGAAGUAGUAUAAAACCAUCACUCUGGUAGCUGGUUUUACAACUGACAGAAACAAUGAUUUGGUUUUCCGUCUUCAGUGCGGUUUAUUUUUUGAGUGUUCUUGGACAUUCCGGAGCGAUCUCAAUAGACCAGUAUCUUGCCGUGAACAAUUGCGACGAAUAUAAACCAAAGUCAGCUGUGCCGCUACCGGUCACUGGUGAAUCACGAUGUAUUACCAUUACAGAGAACAAUAAGCGCAUUAAUGAUGGAAAGCUCCUAUAUACCAGUUUUACUGAUCAGUUGGACUUUACAGACAAUACCCCACGCUUUUGUUUCGACAAAAACAAUAAACUUGUUGCUUUUGAUGCCUCUUUCAACGGUAACAAUCCAGACGAAGUUGCCAAGGUUGAGAUUACACCAUGUAGAAAGGCGGGAUAUUGGACCAACGGAAACGUAUUUUGUAACGUUCCUGAAUGUUCCAAAUAUAUAGAGCAAACGAAUACAGAUUAUUUUGAAGAUGAACUACAUGUGACUGUGAAUAUGAAAGACCUUUACGAGAUACCGGUAACAGGAUUGGGAAAAACACGUGGUGUCAAUAUUAUAAAGUUUGGUGGAACGCCCGAUCAUCGUUUGAUAUAUAAUACUAAGACCAAUUUGACAACGAAGCUCGACACCGAAAAGUUUAAGGACUAUUGUAAUUUAUAUGGUCCUUGUUAUAAGGGAGAGUUCCUCGGUAGAAGCGAUUUACUUUACCUUAACGGUGGGAGGCCUCCAUUAGUUUUUAAACGACAAGGUGAUGAGGUAUUCAUUGUUCUCAGGUACGACCCAAGAAUGUUUGCCUUUCGUGAUCGCCCUCCUUAUGUGUCCUGUUAUUACACACCCGAUAAAACAUCCGAGGAGUGUGACUCACCAACAGGUUCCUUUAAGUGGACAAAAUUAUGGAAGUCUUCGCUACCUUUUGAAAAAGAAUGGUUGUCAUUGAGUUUCUUCACUCGAUGGUCUUCCAAACAAGAUUGCGUCAUUAGAGUGACUGAUACUGAGACGGGGAAUGAUCUUGUUAACUUUACUGGGCCCUGUGGAAGAUAUGCUGAUAUGAAUUUAGGGAACUUUCCUUAUCCUAGGGUUGGUCUCUUUGGUAAAGGUAUAAAUGGAUCUGUCAAAUUGAGAUUCAAAGAUAUUGUGUUCAAAUGAUGAUUUUGCUCUUCCGAAAUCUAAUUUACGAUUAAUAGAUAAGUUUUCAGACUGGACUUCUAGAAAAAUUCCUCUUUCAAAAGUUUUCCGACAAACGUACCAACAUAAUAUUCAUUAUAACAUACAUGUAUAUGUUCCAUAUUACUAUUUUGGAAUCAAUCUGAAAUAAAUAAAGCUUAAUUUUCGACA
Messenger RNA from Mytilus trossulus (common blue mussel), 1501 nucleotides. RefSeq lists its product as uncharacterized. The coding region runs from base 197 to 1312 and encodes 371 amino acids. NCBI's taxonomy places the organism in Eukaryota, Metazoa, Mollusca, Bivalvia, Mytilida, Mytilidae. The transcript is spliced from 3 exons. The record is from RefSeq and is a predicted model, not a curated record.